ACCAGCGCGCCCACACACAAUUCGCCGCCGAUUUACGCCAAUUCUGCGAUUGUACGACGCGCAUUUCUGCCGCAUUUCGCCGACGACUUUCUCCGCGAUCCCGUUCGAAUUCGCGCGAUUAUUUUCUUGCGUGGGUGCGUGCACCGCCUCUGUGACAAAAACACUGCAGCCACUCCUGGCGCGCGAGGAGCAAAAAUGCGAUGGUAACACUUUGCGUGAUGUCAUCGACGAUGACGUAACCGAGCGGCAGACGAAUAUGAGCAGAGCAGCGCGCUGCGUGCCCGUACAAGCGACGAGGAUCGCAGACGAGAACGUAUCGGCGGAGUUACCGAGCAGCAAGUGCACACAGUCAAUGCCAGUAGCGUUAUCAUUAGCAGACGCGAGACUUGUUUCUUUCGGAGAGAAAGUUUUGUCGAAGUUUUCAUCUCUGACUUUAGUCAGCUGCUGAUAAUUGGACUGCGCUCUAAGCUCUUGGCAAAUGCUGAGAGAGAGGGAGAGGAACACACACAUGCAUGUUCAUCGUCUCGUUUCGCUCUACGUUUAACUAGAGUUGAAACAGUUGCUUUUAUUCUCUGUAUAUAUGUAUAUAUGAACACACAUGUGACAUAAAUACGACAGAGAUAAAUCGAAUCAAAGAGAGAGCGGAAAGAGCGCGCAUCUUAUAUUGCAAGCAUCAGCAUCAGAUGAUCACGAACAUGAGAAUGGAGGUUGGAGUUUCUAACGCGGCUGCGCGCUGCGUUCUACUGGUCCUAAUGCUACUGGGAUGCAUAGAGGCAAGACGGGAGUAUGUCAACUACCCAUGCACAGACAUCGGUGCCAUCGACCUGUUGGAGAAAGCCAUCCCGAGUAACCGACAUGUUCCCGUCGGGGUCGACAUCGUCUACGAUGACGACACUCGCUCGCAUGCGUACAAACUACGCAGCACGGCUUCCAAGCUGAAGUUCCCCGUAGAGAAAGCGUUGCCCGGAUGUGAAUACUUCCCGGAGGAAUACUCCAUACUGGUCACGAUGAAGGUCAACGAUCGCUACAGGAAGACGGAGUACAUCUUCUCCGUGCUAAGGGAGAAUCUGCGUGCCGUGAGACUGGGUCUGAGGAUCGCACCGGGCAUCGUUCUGUACGAGUACUCAGAUCACAAGAAGAAGCACAAGCGUCUGACGACCUUCUCCGAGCUGAGCAUCUUUGACUCGCAGUGGCACACGCUCAUCGUCACGGUGACGGGAGACGAGAUAUCGUACGCCGUAGACUGCGGCACGCAGCGCAGCAAGACAGUCAAGCGAGCCUUCCCCGCGCUCGUCGACAUCGAACACUCCGACUUCUACAUCGGAAACAAGAACCGCAGUCACGAUCGAUUCACGGGCUGCUCAAGAAUCUGGUUGCGUGUUCCGGAGCGUGCUCUACAACAAUGGUGUGGUUCCGAGCCGUUACUCGGCGAAGUGGCGGGGGUCGCCAGACCGUAUCCUUCCUGCUGGCGCCCCCGCGACCCGUGCCAGGACACUCCCAGCUUCGACGUCGCCAGGCCCGACGGCAAACGCUACACUGGCGCUCAGUCAAACCAAGGAGACGUUCCAGUUUUCGCCGCAGCCUCACUCCGUCUGCACGAAGACGGAUAACGGCAAGGUGAUGGUCGACAC
Priapulus caudatus is the source of this 1631-nucleotide messenger RNA. Its product is annotated as thrombospondin-type laminin G domain and EAR repeat-containing protein-like. The transcript is spliced from 6 exons. Bases 684 to 1610 code for a protein of 308 amino acids. The record is from RefSeq and is a predicted model, not a curated record. NCBI's taxonomy places the organism in Eukaryota, Metazoa, Priapulida, Priapulimorpha, Priapulimorphida, Priapulidae. Gene Ontology annotation, biological process: signal transduction.